Messenger RNA from Aspergillus sclerotioniger CBS 115572, 1855 nucleotides. RefSeq names its product histidine phosphatase family protein. The record is from RefSeq and is a predicted model, not a curated record. The coding region runs from base 29 to 1762 and encodes 577 amino acids. Gene Ontology annotation, molecular function: acid phosphatase activity. The transcript is spliced from 3 exons. NCBI's taxonomy places the organism in Eukaryota, Fungi, Ascomycota, Eurotiomycetes, Eurotiales, Aspergillaceae.
GUACUUCUUAGUAUCCACCAUCGCCAGAAUGACAACCACCAUCGGUUGGUUUGGUCUUUCCCUCCUGGCUGCCUCGUGUGUCGUGGCCCAUGACCAAUAUGUGAUGGGGGUGGCACCCACCACCACCACCGAGCCGGACUGGUUCAAGACACGACCACAGAGUUUUCAAGGAUACACAGCUACCGGGGCCGCGCCGUUUCUGGCGCAGACCAAUCCAGCUCCCUUUGGCGAUGCGGCCACCUACACGGUCAACGAUCCGCUGGAAACAUCGCAGCCCAUCCACGGAGCCAAGAAUCGCAACUUCUUCCACCACAUGGGAAACUUGAGUCCUUACUACCCCCGAGCCGACGGUUUCGGCGUGGACGAAUACGCCCGUCCCAAAGGCUCCAACAUCACACAAAUGCAUCUUCUUCAUCGACACGGUUCCCGCUAUCCCAGCAAGGAAGAAACUGACCGGCUCGCCAAUUGGGCUAAGAAUAUCGCCGACGCAAUUGCCCACGGCGCCGUUUUCAAAGACGAACUGUCAUUCCUACACGACUGGUCCUACACCCUGGGUGCCGCGAUCCUAACCACCAGAGGACGACAAGACCUGUUCGACAGCGGCGUGCUUAACUUCUUCAACUACGGUCACCUCUACACCGAGGGGACCAAGAUCGUCGCGCGCACCACUACCCAAGACCGCAUGCUCAAGAGCGCCGAGAACUUCCUCUCCGGCUUCUUCCACCUCGACUGGGACCAGCACGUCAACCUCCUCGCCAUGAUUGAAGAAAAGAACUACAACACCUCCCUUCAGGCCAUUAACGCUUGUCCCAAUGCCAUAAACAUGUCCUUUGGCGAUUACGUCGACACCCCCCUCAAGAAGUGGAAGAGCCACUACCUCUCCCACCGCACUAAGCGACUCAACAAUAUCUCCCACAAACGCACCUGGACCAUCAACGACAGCUUCAACGCGCAGGCCCUCUGCGCCUACGAAACUGUCGCCCUCGGCUACAGUCCCUUCUGCGACCUCUUCAGCUUCACUGAAUGGGAAGGCUUCUCUUACGCUUUCGACAUCACCUUUGCCGGCUACUCCGGAUUCCAGUGCCCGAUCGGCCGCGCAUCCGGCAUCACUUGGGUCGAGGAGUUUCUCGCACGAGUCGAGAACCGCGAAUUCUCUACCCCGGGGUCCUCCACCUCCGCCAACCUCACCCUAAACACCAACCCAGUCACCUUUCCCACCAACCAAACCCUCUACUUCGACUUUGCACACGACAAUAUCCUCACAUCAGUCCUCACAGCCUUUGGCUUCCGCCAGUUCGCCGACCUCCCUCUCCCAGACUUCCUCACCACCAACCCCUCAUCCCAAUCCCAGUCCCAGUCCCAGUCCCAAUCCGAACCCCAAUUCCGUCCCCCACCGGAUCGAAGCUUCCAAACCUCCAAACUCAUCCCCUUCGCCGCCCGUCUCAACAUCGAAAUCAUUGACGCUCCGCACAAAAUCACCCGGAACCGAACCCACACCAACCAAGACCCCUACCUCAAAGACACACCCGAAACGAGAUACAUCCAUUUUCUCGUCAACCAGCGCACAGUUCCCCUCCACAAGAGCUUUCCUGAGGACUGUCCAUAUCGAAGCGACGGAUGGUGCGAGCUAGAAGCGUUCCUGGAGGUCCAGAGACAGAGUCUGGAUAAAGCCAAGUAUGACUACUCUUGUAUUGGGGAUUGGAAACUCGGGGACUUUGGAGAGGUGCAGGAUGGGGUUCCGCUUGAUUCUUGGGGGGUAUAAUUCAUUUAGCUGUGUAUGUGCAAUGUAUGAAUUAAAAGUUCGUUCAUGGUAGGCGAAAAGACCACCCUAACAUUCAAUUUCCAUGGCUGCUUU